Teleopsis dalmanni is the source of this 2718-nucleotide messenger RNA. RefSeq lists its product as uncharacterized. NCBI's taxonomy places the organism in Eukaryota, Metazoa, Arthropoda, Insecta, Diptera, Diopsidae. The record is from RefSeq and is a predicted model, not a curated record. The coding region runs from base 1 to 2619 and encodes 872 amino acids. The transcript is spliced from 8 exons.
AUGCCACCAAAUAACGACAUCAUAAAUCCAAAUGAAAAUCUGGAAAUACCAAAAUGGAUAACUACAGACUAUUUUACAAAUAUUUUGGAAAAGGAUGAACCAAAUUAUAAAAAGGUUAUUAAAUUUACACCGACGGCAGCGAUACCGCCAGGGGAGAAUUUUACAUCCAUAAUGCUUCGUGUACACAUCGAUUUGGAAAUGAAAGAUGGUAGCAAAAAACGUAAAACCUACGUCCUUAAAACUCAAUUGGAUGAUGAAAAAGGUGGUAGUGAUAUUAAGAAAAUGUCACUCUUCCCCAAAGAAAUGGAAAUGUAUCGCACAUAUCUUCCCGCAUUUGAAGAACUUUAUAAAGCUGCUGGCUGGCAAGUCCAGUUAUCUCCAAAAUGUAUUUUCACAGAACUUAACGAUGGACGAAUAAAUUUCGUUUUCGAAGACCUUCAGACCAAAAAUUUCAAAAACAUAAAUCGCUUGAAGGGCUGCAAUAUGGGAGAAAUGAGACGUAUUCUGCAAAAAUUGGCUGAAUAUCAUGCUGCCUCAGCAAUUUAUGCAGAACAACAUGGUCCAUAUCCAGAAGACUUUCAAAGCGGAUUUGUGCAUAACAAUGAAGGAUACGGAUUUCAUAAGAAUUUAUACAAUUCACGAGUAAAUGCCUAUAAGAAAGCUAUAAGUGGUUGGGGAUUGGAAGAUGCUGACAAAUAUAUUAAGAAUUUUCCAACAUUCGAACAAUAUUGGAAAUGUUGUCAAAGUACUUUGGAUACCUCAAAUAAUAAGUUUAAUGUAUUAACGCAUGGUGAUUUUUGGUCCAGUAAUCUUAUGUUUAGCAGCUUGCCUGAUGGCGAAGUCGAUGAGUUACUGCUGUUGGACUUUCAGAUAUGCAAAUGGGGUAGUCCAGCUGAAGAUUUAUUAUUCUUUAUCAGCAUUUCAGCUGCUAAAGAUAUUCGUAUUAAAGAGUUUGAUCACUUUGUGGAAAUCUACUAUGAACGUUUGAUUGAGUGCCUUAAACUGCUUAAGUUUAAACAGCCGCUUCCACAGUUGCGUGAAAUUCAAAUGGAAAUGUUUUCUAAGCACAAUAGCUUUUAUGCGUUCUUUGCUUGCUUUAAUCAUUUAUUCCUUGUUUUGUUGCCAUCUGAUAAAGACAGCAACAUUAAUUUUCUUCUGAGAGACGAUGAAGAGGGCGAAAAAUUCAGAAUGCGUGCCUUUAUGAAUCCCGCUUUUAAGGAAACAAUGCGAGAUUUAUAUCCGUUUUACUACAGACGCGGUUUAUUCAAUUUCCAGGACUACAACAAUUCGACAAUUGCGGAAUACCUUGAAAUAUUCAACAAAAAAGCAAACAAAAAUAAUCCAAGACAACCAACAAAUAUGCCAGAUAACAGCACAAAAUUUAAUCCGAAUUUGAAUCUCGAAAUACCGAAAUGGAUAAACGAGAAAUACUUCGAAAAAAUUCUACAGAAAGAUAUGCCACAGUUCAAGAAAAUUUUAAAAUUCACACCUACAGCUGCCACGCCACCCGGGGAGAAUUACACAUCAAUUAUGGUACGUAUACACAUGGAUAUAGAAAUGAAAGAUGGCUUUACUCAACAGCAGUCAUAUAUAAUGAAAACCAUGCUAGAUAAAGACAAAGGAGGUACGUUUAUAAACACUCUAAAUCUAUUCCCCAAGGAAAAAUUUAUGUACGAACAAUUGCUGCCUCAACUGGAAACGCUCUAUAAUGAUAUUAAUAAGAAAGUAAAAUUGGCGCCUAAAUGCGUCUGGGUUGAGGAGAAGGCCGAACGCAUUACACUUGUUCUAGAAGAUUUAAACACUAAAAAAUUUAAAAAUAUAAAUCGUCUGAAAGGUUUCGACAUGGCACAUAUGAAACGCGUUUUAGAAAAACUGGCUGAAUUUCAUGCAGUCACAGUGAUAUGGCAGCAGCGUAAUGGGGCAUACCCAGAAGAAUUUCAAAAAAGUUAUCUACCCGCAAACUAUCAGAAAUCGAAAUCUUAUCAAGCACGCGUGCAAAGUUUCAAAGCAGCGAUGUCUACUUGGGGCUUGGAGGAUUAUGAGAAAUACGCAGAGCGCAUUCCAAAUGCAGAGCAAUUUGUUAAUGCUGCUAUGGGUUGUUUUAACACUGAUCCGAAUGAAUUUAAAGUUUUAAAUCAUGGAGAUUUUUGGUCCAGCAAUAUCAUGCAAAACUAUACUUCAACUGGUGAAAUCAAUCAAAUACGUUUUAUUGAUUUUCAGUUAUGUAAAUGGGGUAGUCCAGCACAAGAUCUCUGGGAAGUCAUCAUGUGUUCAUCAGAAAGCAAUUUACGUAUACGAGAAUUCGAUAAUUUUGUACGUAUUUAUCAUACUCAUCUUCUCAAAUGCUUAAGGCUACUUCAAUCUACAAAGCCACUACCAAAGCUACGCGAACUCCAUAUAAGCAUGUUGAAACAUGGAUUUUGGGGCUAUCUAACAACAUUUACACAUUUGGUAUUGAUUCUCCUACCAUCGAACAAAGAAGCUAGUCUAUUAAAUUUAAUGCAACCCGGAGAAGAGGGCGAUAAAUUCCGUCUUAAGGCGUUCACAAAUCCCGUGUAUGUUCGAGCAGUCUUAGAUAUUUUUCCAUUUUUACUUCGACGUGGCAUAUUAGAUUUUUAAUUUUAGUUUAAAUAUAAGUGCACUAAUGUAUAUAAAUGUUUAAAUGUAUAUAAGAAACAAAUGCUUGUUCUACACAAUACUAUUUUUAUGUUAAUAAAA